This is a messenger RNA of Rhizophagus irregularis DAOM 181602=DAOM 197198, 1894 nucleotides long. RefSeq lists its product as uncharacterized. The record is from RefSeq and is a predicted model, not a curated record. Gene Ontology annotation, biological process: amino acid transmembrane transport. Lineage: Eukaryota; Fungi; Glomeromycota; Glomeromycetes; Glomerales; Glomeraceae. Gene Ontology annotation, cellular component: membrane. Gene Ontology annotation, molecular function: L-amino acid transmembrane transporter activity.
CAGAAAGUUACCGUUUAUUCUUUUAUUAAUAAUAAAAUAUUUAAUACAAACAGUUAUGUCUGCUAAUCAAGAAGAACCAACAGCUGUUAUUUUCGAUGCAACAGAGGAAAGUAAUUUAUUAAACACAGAACGUAACGAUUCUUUUGAACUAAGUGACGAUGAUCAACAAUCGUUUAUACAAGCAAGUGAACGGCAAAGCGAAAUUUUUGAUUUCGAUGAUCAUCUAAUACCGUUAAGUUUAACGGAAACACAAAGACGUCCCGCAACUUUAGAGAAAGAAGUAACAUUCUUUAAUGGACUAACUUUAGUGGUUGGUUUGAUGAUCGGAUCUGGGAUUUUUGCAUCACCUGGCCCAGUUGCAUUACAUGCGGGUUCAGUUGGAAUGUCAUUAGUUGUAUGGAUAAUUUGUGGGCUUCUAGCCUGCACUGGAGCACUUUCAUACGCGGAAUUAGGAUCUGAAAUUCCAUUAUCUGGUGGUGAACAUGCAUAUUUAAAUCAUGCAUAUGGAAGUUUACCUGCUUUCUUAUAUAGUUGGACGGCCAUAACCUGUUUAAAGCCAGGAGGUAAUGCAAUUAUUGCUGUGAUUUUUGCAGAAUAUAUAAAUCGUAUGAUUUAUUAUUCAAUUUUUAACGAUGAUGCAGAACAUCUUUCAGAUAUAACUCAUCUCUGGCUAAAUAAAAUAGUGGCAUCUUUAUGCAUAAUCAUUAUCUCUUUUAUAAAUGCAUAUAGUGUUCGUUUAGCCACUAGAACGCAAGAUAUAUUUACAGCCUUGAAAUUGAUCACUUUAGCGGUUAUUGCUAUAAUAGGAUUUAUUGUGUUGGGUAAAGGUGGGCUUACAAAAAAUUUUGAUGGGGAUAUAUUUGAAGGUAGCUCAACAAGAAGUAGUGACUAUGCAUUAGCCUUUUAUUCAGGUCUUUGGGCAUACGACGGAUGGAACAAUGUAAAUUAUGUUGCUGGAGAAAUGAAAAAUCCUGCUCGAGAUCUUCCACGAGUGAUCAUGGUUGGUUUACCAAUUGUGAUUGUAUGUUAUACUUUAGCAAAUGUCGCUUACUAUGCUGUAUUGCCAUCAUCUAUUGUUGUCAAGACUAAUGCUAUAGCGUUAGAAUUUGGUAGGAAAAUUUUUGGGCAUGUAGGGGGUAUUGUUUUUGCUCUUUGCGUUGCUGCUAGUUGUUUUGGUGCAGCAAAUGGAAGUAUUUUCACAGGAUCAAGGUUGAUUUAUGUUGCUGGUCGCGAGGGUUAUUUACCUACUUUCUUUGGAAAAGUUCACGGAACUUGGAAUACUCCUACUGCAGCAUUGGUUAUGCAAGCAGGAUUGACCAUAGCAAUGAUUAUUCCAGGAACAUUUAUGACAUUAUUGAAUUUCGUUUCUGUUGCUGCAUGGAUAUUUUAUUUCCUUACAACGUUCGGAUUAUUAUUAUUAAGAUGGAGAGAGCCUAAUUUAAAAAGACCGUACAAAGUUUGGCUUACCACACCUAUUAUAUUUGGCUGUGUUGCUAUAUUUUUAAUCAUAAUGCCUUUCGCACGUGUUCCGUUGCAAUCACUUGCAGCAGUUGGAUUUAUCCUUGCCGGAAUACCAUUUUGGUAUAUAAGAGUAAAAUGCAAGGAAACAUUUUCGAUUAAAGCAAUAAAGAAUCGUUAUUCCAACUUAAAUUUAAAUAUUAAGAAUUGGAAAUUUCGACAAGGAUAUCAAAAACAGGAUACGAUGGAAAUGGAAAUGCAUUAAAUAAUCUAAUAUUUAUUUAUAAUUAAUCUUAUUGUUAAAUUAUCACUCUCCUGUAAUAUAUUACACUUAAUCGAGAUUGAGGUUUUUGUUAUUAUUUGGAUAAGAGCUACAUGUAAUGUAAGUUCGCUGUACAAACAUCUUCUAGCAUUAAUAUGGUGUUAAAAUUACACA